Cajanus cajan (pigeon pea) is the source of this 1807-nucleotide messenger RNA. RefSeq names its product serine/arginine-rich splicing factor. The record is from RefSeq and is a predicted model, not a curated record. Lineage: Eukaryota; Viridiplantae; Streptophyta; Magnoliopsida; Fabales; Fabaceae. Gene Ontology annotation, biological process: alternative mRNA splicing, via spliceosome. Gene Ontology annotation, cellular component: cytoplasm; nucleus.
GCGUUGUUUUUCCAGAGUGAAGGUGGUAGUUACAUUACGUUGUGUUUGGAACUGAAAUGCAUGCAGAAUGAAAAAUGAAGAGUAGAGAGUAGACAUGGAAGAAGAAAAGGCCGCAGCAUACUACGAGGAACUCACCCGCAAGGGCGAGGGAGCGGCGAGGUUCAAACAAGGUCUUGGCUUUUCCGCCUCCGCUUCAAACGACGACGUUCCGAAGCCCGGCUCGGCCCUCGCCUCCUCCUCUACGUUCCUCUCCAAAUUCGUCAAAGCCUCUUCCUCCGCCACCCCUUCGGAGUCGGAGAAGCAAGUGCAGGUCCAAUCCGUUCACGACAAGCUCAAGAAAAAGCCCUCUUCCGAGUCUAGGGUUUCGAGCAGAGACAAAAGUAGAAGACGAAGCAGGAGCAGAGAGAGGCACAGGGAAUCGCGGAGGCGGAGCAGGAGUAGAGAGAGACAGAGGUAUAGGGAUAGAGAUUCGGAUAGGGAAAGGCCAGUGACAGUGGGAAAGAGAGUGAAACGAGGAAAGGGAGGGAUUCUCGGAAUGGAGUUGAUUAUUCUAAGCUAAUUCAAGGUUAUGACCGUAUGUCAUCUGCAGAAAGAGUUAAAGCCAAGAUGAAGCUUCAGCUUUCUGAAACUGCUUCACAGGAUUUAGAAAAGGGUGUGGGCUGGGAGCGAUUUGAGUUUAACAAGGAUGCCCCUCUCGAUGAUGAAGAAGUUGAAGUUGCUGAAGAUGAUGCAUCUUUAGUCAAGCACAUUGGCCACAGUUUCAGAUUUUCUGCAGUUGAGGCAAAAAGGGAGGAACAAAUACAAGCUGCUCACGAGGAAGCUAUGUUUGGUGCUACAGCACAUCCACCUCCCAUCAGUACAGACAAUGAGCCUGAAAAGGAGAACGAGAAGGACGUGGAUAAAAAAGAACUGGUUACAAGCCUCUUAAGUGAAACAGUGCUGGCCAAGCAAAAAGGGUCUUGGCGUGAUCGGGUUCGUCAGGCUUAGAAUUUUCACCUUAAAGUUGAUGCUGAAUUACCGAGGAUGAAAAGCUGGACAAAUGUCGCAUGUAAUUCAAUUUUGCAGCUGGAAUUAAGGUGCAAAUUUGCUUGGUUUCUAUUAUGGUGUGAGAUGGGCUUUAACCAUGUAUACAGCCGGUAUCCGUUUCCUCUGCUGAAAUACUAUUAUUUUCAAGCCUAUAUAACUAGUGAGGUAGGCUGUGUUACUGUUUAUCAUUUCAGAAGUGGGAUGUGUGAAAGUGUGAAACGCCAUUUGUCUUCUGUGUAAUGUCAGUUUCGUCGUCAAAUAUUUAGAGGGAAAGCUGGCUAAUAGAAUAAUGUUAAUACAGAGACAUGUCACCUCUGAUGUGCGGAGGAGUGCUAGUAACAUGUUCACUAUCAUAUUCCUCUUAACAUAUUCACUUUUAUUGAUUAGAAAUUAUUGAAAAUUACAAAAUCAAGAGAGAAUCAUUAAAUAAGAAUGAGACUCAUCAAAUUUUGUAUUUUCAAUAAAUUUCAACCAAUGAAAGUGUGUUUAAAAGAGUGUUCCUAACAUUUUUCCGCUGAAUAGUUUUCACCAUCUGAUUAUAGUUAGUUGAUCUCAGCUCAUUUUUUUUUCACAUUUUUAAUUCCGUUUCCUUACAUAGAUGCGAGAUGAUGUGACUUUAUGGGAUGUGUAUUAAGUAUUAUCCGUACCAAUGCGUGAAAUCUUUGGAGAAGGGUUCGUGUGUAGUUAAAUAUUGUGAGUUAGCAGGAGUUUUUUCCCCGUUAUCCGUAUUAGAAACAAUUCUCUUUAUAGAAUUUCAUUUCACUGUUAUAUUUUGGUUUUA